AUGACAAAUUAUGACCCAUAUUAUGAUCUUAUGAGUGCCUGCCUUUCCAAUAAUCUAAAAGGCACCCAGUUCAUUUCUGAAUUGCCUGUCAGUCGGAGUCCCACUCAGCCCAAAGACUUUCCCAACAACCAACAACCAGGACAAGGUCUGCAGAUGAGGAAGCGUUCGACUGAUAUCUCGCCGCCCUCGAAAGCGCUGGUCGUGGCGAACUACUUUAACCGGGGAAAUCAAAAUUGGGGUUCAUCAGCAGGAACAUGUCGUACAGGGAAUGCAGCCUCGGAGGCGAAAGAGAAAGGAGCUGUUGGCCCUUCCGGCUUGCAUUUACAAGUCUUAACGGGCCUUUGGCCAAAUCAAUACCAGGACCAUCAAAGAAAGCUACAACUUGGGGUAAAUGCCCAGCAAGGUGAAGGGAUCUACUUGGGAAAGCACCAAUUACUUCUAAUAGGAACUCUAGAAGCAGACAUGGAAGAUGGAGAGUCUGGCGAUGACGAGAACGGUGAGCAAGGGGAGGAAGACUAG
Paracoccidioides lutzii Pb01 is the source of this 519-nucleotide messenger RNA. RefSeq lists its product as hypothetical. Bases 1 to 519 code for a protein of 172 amino acids. The transcript has 3 exons. The record is from RefSeq and is a predicted model, not a curated record.